Messenger RNA from Paramecium sonneborni, 2333 nucleotides. Lineage: Eukaryota; Ciliophora; Oligohymenophorea; Peniculida; Parameciidae. The record is from the annotation of a GenBank genome assembly.
AUGGGAAAAAUUGAGGAGCAAGAAUAUUUUAAAGAUUUUUCAAUUUUAAAUUAAAUAAAACAGCCAUAAGGAUUUGAAAAGAGGGAUGAAGAAGUUGUUUGCAUGGCAAUCAAAUAGUAAAACCUAAAAAUGUUUCAUUUCUAUGUUGCUUUUGUUUAAUUUUAUUAAAAUAAUUAAAUUAAAAAGCUCAGUGAACCAAGUGAACCAGGAAAAAUAUAAGAUGAAGAAAACUUCAGAAAGGAAUUAAAUUUAUUUUAACAAGCUUCAGCUUUAGAGAUGACAUAAAAGGAACUUCCCUUAGUUAAUUAUUAGAAGAAAGGAAAACUUAGAUUAGAUGAAGAUAAUUCUGAAGUUGACAAUAAUGAUUCAUGGAUGGAUCAAUAUUUUGAUGAUAGUAAUGAAGUCAAUAACAAAAAACUCCUAAGAAAAGGCUCUUUACUAAAUUAGAAAGGCAAUAUAUUUUCAUUUAUGUAUAAAUCUAUAUAAGAAUAUUUUGUAUCUUUAUACUUAAUAGAUUUCAUUAAUUUUCACCCAAAAAUUGACUUUGAUUAGGUUUUUAAACUUGUUGAUAAAUUGCUUUAAUAAAUUAAAAAGAAUGGAAAAGGAAAGUUUAAUAGUUUAAAUGAAUUAACCGAAAACAUAAAAUUAAAUCACAAAUCAGAGACUUCUAAUUAUCCCUAUGUCAUUCAAUUUAUUAAAAUUGUUGUUAAUAGUAAAUUUAGCAACCUGAGCUUCUCACUCUAAUCCUAUUAUGGAAUAUUGAAAUUUAUAAUUGAUGAAAUUAGAAUGAAUCAAUAAUCAGAAGCUAAAUUAUUAUUAAUUAUUAGAUUGUCUUCCUUAUUAUUAGAUUUCACAAGAAUCUCAUCGAAUGGGUUAUAUCUAUAUACUUAAAUCUAUGGAGUUUUAAAUCAAAUUAAUUUAGAAUAGAUAUAAAUUGAAGAUAUUAACAUUUAAGGAUGCUCAUUUUAUAAAGCUAAUUUGAAUGAAACUUAAUUUCAAAAUGUAAACAUAAGUUAAUGUGCAUUUAAUGCAUCUAACAUUAAGAUGUUAAUUGGAAUAACUUAAUUUGCUCAGAAUAACCAAAAUUUGAUGGUCAUGAAGAUAGAGUUUUCUCGAUAGUUUUCUUAAUUACUAAGAUUAGAUACUAAUCAUGGAGCAGUUCUUGGAUUAGCAUUUUCCCCAGAUGGAUAGUUAUGGGCUUCUGCGCAUAGUUCAGAUGGAGUAGUUAUGUUAUGGAAGUUAAAUUAAUCAUAAACAAUAAAAGUAUUUUCUGAGCAUAAAGGAGAUGUGGUUUCUGUAGCAUUUUCUCCUAAUGGUAAAUUAUUAGCAUCGGGAGGAGAUGAAUUAAUCUUCUUGUAUGAUAUGGAAACUUUGGAGGCUAUUUGUUCCCUAAAGGGGAAUGAAGAUUAUAUUAUUACACUUGUGUUUUUGCCAACUAUCAAUCUAUUGGCUUCAGGAGGUGAUGAUAAAAUAAUUCAAAUAUGGAAUAUUUUAUAUUUUCUCCUGAUGGUAAUACUUUAGCAUCAGGUAGUAGUGAUCACACUACCAGAUUAUGGGAUGCUUCAACUUUAAAAGAAAUAUAGAAAUUUGAAGGCCAUACUGAUUGGGUACAAUGUGUCUUAUUUUCACUUGAUGGAUAAACUUUAGCAUCUGGUAGUCAUGAUAAAUCUAUUAGACUUUGGAAUGUUCAUGGAGGAAGGAAUAUUUAAUAAUUAAAUGGACACUCAAAUUAAGUGAAUUCUAUUUAAGUAUCACCAGAUGGACUAUUUAUUGCUUCAGGAAGUGAUGAUUAAUUAAUUAAAUUAUGGGAUUUAAAAAGAGGAAUUGAAAUUAGAAAAUUUAUAGGACAUUCUAAUUAUGUAUUUUCAUUUUGUUUUUCUUAAAAUGGGUAGUGUUUAGUAUCAGGAGGAGGUGAUAAAAUAGUAAUUCUUUGGGAUGUAAAUUCAUCAUAAGAAAUAAGAAGAUUCAUUGAACAUUAAUAUGAAAUAUUAGAUGUGAAAAUCUCACCUGAUUAAUAGAUUAUAGCAUCAUGUGAUGAUAAAAUAAUCAUAAUUUGGGAUCUAUAAAACUCAGAAAAAUACCAUUGUAAGCUUGAUGGGCAUACUGAUUGGAUUUGGUAAAUAGAGUUUUCUCCUGAUGAGUAAUUAUUAGCUUCAGGAGGAGGAGAUAAUUUAAUAAAGAUAUGGGAUUGGAAAUAAUCAAAAGAAGUUUAUUAAUUAAAUGGCCAUACAAAUGAAUUGCGAUCAGUAAUAUUUUUUUCUAAUGGUUUGAGAUUAGCAUCAUGCAGUAAAGAUAAAACAAUUAGAGUAUGGGAUAUAAAGGAAUAAAAGGAA